GUUUGAACAUGUUCGCUCGGAAAAUGUUCUCCGAUGGAUUUCGAUGAUUUCCUCAUCGAGUACGAUCUCACGCCGGCGCAGCUGCAGCUGGCCAACCGCCUCAAGGCGGAGGCCAACCUCAGGCAGCUUCUAAAUGUGCUGGGCGACCAUGCGCUCUUCUUCAGCCGAAGGCCGAGGCCUCCGGUGGACAACGCCAAGCGCCGGGAGGUGAUUGCCUGGUUUUCCUCGCUUUCUGUGGAGGAGCGCAUGGCGACCCUCACCUGCCAUGACGAGGGCUGGGUGCAGGCAGCGCUGAAGAUGAGCCGCCAAGGCAACUCCAGUCCGCAAUGUGCCGGGGGCCACUUCAAGGUGAGCCUGAAGCCCGCGAGCUCGAGUCGGGCCACCCGUCGGCAGGCGAGGGAGGUGAAGGUGCAGUACCGGCGGCCACACAGGCUGCCGGAUGGCGAGGUUCUGGCACCCCCGGCCACGCCUGCCUUCCGCAGGGCAGCUGGUCGCUUGGAGUUGGAGCUGCGCGCCUUCCGGGCCGCCGUCUGCGUGGUGGCUUCCCCGUUUCUGGUGGAGGACACCGAGGCCUUCGUUCGCCUCCUCGACGAGGUCUCUUUGGGCAGAUUCCUGGAGCAAGAGCCGGUGAAGUCUCUGACGCCCUGGCAGGAGGCUGCCUGGCUGGGGCAGUGGGGCAGCCACUUCCCCCUGGGGGCCUUUCUAGCAUCACGCCUAGAGGUGCUGCUCCUGGAGGGCUUCGCCUCGCGCCAGGUGGCGGAUCCUCCGCCGAUCCUUGCCAGGGCAGAGGUUUGGGCCUCCAUGCCGGUGGAGCAGCAGCAGCUGUCCCUGGCCCGGCUAGGCCGGCUUCUUUUCCGGCGCCUCCUGGCGGAGAGUGCCAAGGCGAGCCAGGACCCAGACGCGCUGCCGCUGUGCCUUUCCGGACUGUUGGAUGUGAAGGAGGCCCUCGAGUGGCCGAAGGCCAAGCCUUUGGAGCUGAUCUACGCGGCUUCGACUGCCCCGUUGCACGAGGAUCUGGAGGCUGAGGUCACUUCACCGAAGGCCUGGCUCCACCAGCAGCUCGCGGCGGAGCUGGCGGUGCUGUGCAGCGAAUGGAGCGCCGCGCUGCUGUCCAAAAACCUGGAGCAAGAUGCCUUGAGGAGCCAGCCCCGGCUGUCCAAGAAGCAGAAGCAGAAGCUGCGGCGCCGGCGCGCGGCCCGGGUGAGAUGUGCAGUGGAUUGGCAGGGUUUCAUCCGUGUCAAGUGCCGGUCUUUGUCCAUCAGGGCGGACUCGGAAGUGGGAGAUCUGCUUGCAUUCAAAGAGGAUCGCGGCAAGAAGGCUGAGCUGAACGGAAUGGACGAGCCUACCACCCAGGUUGUCCUCAUGGAGCUUCGGGCCUUGAUCCAGGAGGAGUUCCUGAAGCAGUCCGAGAUCCUGUUGGAGCUCACAGCGGACAUGCGAAUGCAUUUGGCCUUCCCGCCGCAGACCGCGGUCAAGGAGUCGGGAGCCACACUGCGGCCAGAAUCCCAGAAGGCCAUGCGGUCUCAGCCCUUCCACCUCAAGCCCGAAAACUACCGGCCGGAGGAGAAGGUCUUGCAGGCGACGAGUCAAGGCUAA
Molecule: messenger RNA, 1596 nt
Organism: Effrenium voratum
Lineage: Eukaryota; Dinophyceae; Suessiales; Symbiodiniaceae
Source: the annotation of a GenBank genome assembly